AUGGAGGAGAUGGAAGAGGAGCUGAAAUGCCCGGUGUGCGGGGCUUUUUACCGGGAGCCCAUCAUUUUGCCCUGCUCACAUAACCUGUGCAUGGCUUGCGCUCGCAACAUCCUGGUGCAGACGCCUGAAGCCGAGUCUCCUCCAAGCCGCGCUUCAGGCUCCGACUACGACUACCUGGACCUGGAUAAGAUGAGCCUGUACAGCGAAGCGGACAGCGGCUAUGGCUCCUACGCCGGCUUCGCGAGCGCCCCGACCACCCCGUGUCAGCGGUCCCCGAAUGGGGUGAGGGUCUUCCCGCCGUCGCCGGCGGUGCUCCCCCGCAACUCGUGCAUCACUUGCCCGCAGUGCCACCGCAGCCUGAUCCUGGACGAGCGGGGGCUCCGUGGCUUCCCCAAGAACCGAGUGCUGGAAGGGAUCAUCGACCGCUACCAGCAGGGCCGAGCCGUGGCCCUCAAGUGCCAGCUCUGCGAGAAGGCGCCGAAGGAGGCCACGGUCAUGUGCGAGCAGUGCGACGUCUUUUACUGCGAAUCUUGCCGCUUGAGGUGCCAUCCCCCCCGGGGCCCGCUCGUCAAGCAUCGCCUUCUCCCUCCCGCCCAAGGCAGGAUCUGCCGGAGGCUGAGCCCGCGCAAAAUCUCCACCUGCACCGACCAUGAGCUCGAGAAUUACAGCAUGUACUGUGUCAACUGCAAGACCCCAGUCUGUUACCAAUGUCUGGAGGAAGGUAAACACUCCAGCCAUGAAGUGAAGGCACUCGGAGCCAUGUGGAAACUUCAUAAGAUCAAGUCUCCAGGCCUUAGUAAGAAGGACUUUGCAGGGUUGACUGGGCACUGUGUGCCCUUGUACUUUCAGAUGCUGGAAGCUCCCUCUCCAGUGCCAUCAGCCCCAAUUCUGCAGCUGGAGGAAUGUUGUACUCGCAAUAACAGUGCUACAUUGUCCUGGAAGCAGCCACCACUCUCAUUGGUUCAAGCAGAAGGUUACAUACUGGAACUAGAUGAUGGAAAUGGAGGCCAAUUUAGAGAGGUGUAUGUAGGAAAAGAAACCAUGUGCACUGUUGAUGGGCUACAUUUCAACAGCACUUACAGUUCCCGAGUGAAAGCUUUCAACAAGUCAGGAGUGGGCCCUUACAGCAAGACACUUGUCCUGCAGACUUCAGAGGAUACCACCUGUCCAUACAAUCAGUUUGCCUGGUUUGGUUUUGAUUCGGGUUCAGCUCAUCCUGACAUUCUGUUCUCUAAUGACAACCUCACUAUUACCUGCAACAGCUAUGAUGACAGGGUAGUUCUAGGAAACACUGGAUUUUCCCGAGGUAUCCAUUAUUGGGAGCUGAGUAUUGACCGCUACGACAACCAUCCUGACCCUGCAUUUGGUGUGGCUCGUAUAGAUGUCUUGAAAGAUGUCAUGUUAGGAAAGGAUGAUAAGGCCUGGGCUAUGUAUGUUGAUAAUAAUCGAAGCUGGUUUAUGCAUAACAACUCUCACACCAACAGAACUGAGGGAGGCAUUACCAAAGGGGUCACUGUUGGUGUGCUCUUGGAUUUCAACAGACGGACACUUACCUUUUCCAUUAAUGAUGAGCAACAGGGACCUGUUGCCUUUGAGGAUAUGGAAGGCCUCCUGUUCCCAGCAGUAAGCCUGAAUAGAAAUGUACAGGUGACACUCCACACUGGUUUGGAAAUUCCUCAAGCUCCUGCUGCUGCCGCUGCUUGUGCUACUGCAAGAGACCCAACAGCAUCCUAAUCCAGGUCAUUCUGCGAAACCUGCUGUAAUGUCUUUUGGGAUCCAGGUGACAGGAAUCCCUGCCUGCUGCUAAGAUUCUUAAAAGAUUCAACAUCACUUGAUACAAGCUUGCUAGUUGGUGCUUAAUGACUGGAGGAAUACCAAAAAUAGAUGAAGUUUCUACAGUCAUGAUAUCAGAACAUUUGUGUUCGCUUUGACGCUUUGUGCUAACUAAAAUUGUAAAAGUAUCAAUGCAGCUUGAAAUGUAAUUUAAUGUCAAGCAUAUUUUCUGUUUACUGAUUUACUUUAUCUUAUGCUACUAAAAUUGCCAUGCAUACAGAUUUAGCUGCUGCAGUAAGAAAAGCUGCAGUGCAGUGUAAUUGUAGAAAGUGCUAUAUUUCUAAUCAAUUACAUUGCUAGGUAUUCACAGUUGCUAUUAACCUCCAGGAUUUAUUCUUUCCUGUUGCCUUUGAAUCUAUAUUCAACACCAUUCCAAAUCAGCUGUUUGAAUUACCAAAAGGUAAUCUGCACAUCUUCACUAAACUGAUAGAUUCCUGAUCAGACAUUGAAAGGGAAAGAUUGCAAUAAGUAAUGUACCUGGAAUACCCAAGAAUUAAGAAAUACUUGGUCAGUUACUGUUUAAUCUUGAUUCAAUGACAGCCUAAUUGUAUAAAUAUUGCGCACUAUGCUGGCUUAAAAAAAGCUAAAGAAUAGUGUAUAUGUGUACAAUACAUGUCAUAGAGUCACUAGCACAGAAGGAGGCUGUUCAGCCCAUUAGAUCCAUGCUGACAAAAUCCUAGACUCUGAUUAUAAAUCUAGUGCUUUACAGAUACAAUUGGAGAAGUUUCGAGGCAUUAUCAAGACUAGUGAGAUCAUUGGUUCAGUGUUUGUCUGUAUAUAUGUGGUAUCUAGUAUCGAACCAAAAAUGUGUGUGUGUUUCUUUGGUUGUAUGGUGGAAUAGUUUUGGAAAGAUUUACAUUGAUGUACACACAGUUCAAAUUUUAGCAUAGUUUUGGCACAUUUCUCAUAGAAAUUGGGAGCUUGAACAAUAGACUACUAUUUAGA
This is a messenger RNA of Rhincodon typus (whale shark), 2778 nucleotides long. It is a transcript of the gene trim9, whose product is annotated as tripartite motif containing 9. Lineage: Eukaryota; Metazoa; Chordata; Chondrichthyes; Orectolobiformes; Rhincodontidae. Bases 1 to 1734 code for a protein of 577 amino acids. Gene Ontology annotation, molecular function: zinc ion binding; protein binding. The transcript is spliced from 8 exons. The record is from RefSeq and is a predicted model, not a curated record.